This is a messenger RNA of Hydra vulgaris (swiftwater hydra), 1386 nucleotides long. RefSeq names its product transcription factor 15. Gene Ontology annotation, molecular function: RNA polymerase II transcription regulatory region sequence-specific DNA binding; DNA-binding transcription factor activity, RNA polymerase II-specific; protein dimerization activity. Gene Ontology annotation, biological process: developmental process; regulation of transcription by RNA polymerase II. Lineage: Eukaryota; Metazoa; Cnidaria; Hydrozoa; Anthoathecata; Hydridae. The record is from RefSeq and is a predicted model, not a curated record.
AAAAUUCUAUAAAUUCGCGUUAGAAAAAUUUCUGUAAAACGCUUUUGAGUAGAUUAAAAUUACUUUUGAAUGAAACUACAAUACGCGAGUAUUACAAAAGACAAAAAACUUAAUUGAAAAAAAAUUAUUUUAAGACGAUUAUAAAUGCCAGACAGAAUUUUGAUCUAUUUACCUUUUAUAAUGUAAUAUAAUUUAGUAGUUUGAUUUCGUAAGUUUAAAUUGCUCCAAUCUUUAAGGAAUUCUUCAAAAGAUUUCAAAACAGUUAAUGCUCUUGAAAUGUCAUAUAACAUUGAACCAUCUCAAAAAUGCAAUUUUGAUGAACUAUCUGAGUAUCAAAAAGUAGACCAACCAAAUCAAUUAAAUGAAGGACUAAAUCUAUUCCGAAACACUGCAAACCGUAAAAGACAUCUUUCGUUUAAUGAUGAAAAUAUUCACUUUAAAAACAAAACAAACUGUCCCUCAAGUGGUUUUCACCAGACAAUAUACAACUUUCAACAGUGUAAUAUAGACUCCAGCGCCGAAAAUUCUACAUUACUUUACUUACGUCAAGUCAACAUCAAAGAGCGCUCUCGUUCUCAUAGCGUAAACGACGCUUUUACUCACCUUCGUACAUUAAUUCCCACUGAUCCACCGAGCAGAAAACUUUCUAAAAUAGAAACGUUACGGUUAGCAACAAGCUACAUAAAUCAUUUAAGCUCUUUGUUAAAGCAGUCGGACUAUAAAGAGUUAAACCCUGGGUGCAACAAAGAAUUAGUAUAUGCUUCUUGUUCAUCCGGAACAAACCAAAUAUGUACAUUUUGCGUCACAUUUUUAAGAUCACUAAACCAGCGUUAGAAUUAAGUAUAUUCUUGUGUUUUAUUAAACUUAAUUAUUUUUGAAUAAUACACAUUUUUUCCUUCAUUAAUAUAAAAAAGUUAUUUACCCUUAAUAAUAAAAUUUGUGCAAAAAUCAACUAUUGUUUUUUUUUCUUUUAAGUAAAAUAUUAACUUUUUAAGUGUUUAUCUUGAUAUUAAUAUCAUUAACUCAUAACUAUUUAAACAUUAAUGUUGAUAUAAAUUGAUGACCGUUAUCUUGUUUGAGUUUAAUAUUUUACUGAGGGUUCGUCCAUGAAAUACGUCACAUUUGACAGUUUUUGACCUCCCUCGUCCCCCUCGUCACAAAAUCGUAACACAUGAGAAGCAAGUUUUGUUUGAGUCGUCACAAAAACCACCAACCCCCCUCCCCCUACAGUGUGACGUAAUUUAUGGACCACCCCUGAUUAGGAACUAAUUUGAUUGAGAUUUAUUUAGUAUUUUUACGUUUAUUUACAAAAUCUUAUAACCCAAAUGAUUUGCUUUUUUUUUGUAUUUUAAUUAUGAAUUGUGAGUUUUAUUAUUGAUACUGACG